Messenger RNA from Sitophilus oryzae (rice weevil), 945 nucleotides. RefSeq lists its product as uncharacterized. The record is from RefSeq and is a predicted model, not a curated record. The coding region runs from base 120 to 677 and encodes 185 amino acids. The transcript is spliced from 4 exons. NCBI's taxonomy places the organism in Eukaryota, Metazoa, Arthropoda, Insecta, Coleoptera, Curculionidae.
ACUUUAACAAUAAUGAAUCACGUCAAACUCAAAAUUCAGACAAAUUCAUAAAAAAAAUUGAAACUUUUGGAUAAGAUUUAAAAAUAGUUUGGUAAAUUUCUCGUGUAAAGGACACGGCCAUGGCUUGUAAAAAAGUUACUUCAGAAGAAGCAAAUAAAGAAUUUGACCAAAGAAAAACAGAAAUGGAAGAAAGUUUAAAAGGUCCAAAGGAAAAGACUAAAUCUGAGAUUGAUGGCGUUGUUCAAGAUAUCGACAAAAACUCUCAAGCAGCCAAAGAAAGUGGGAAAACUUCGGUCAAGAGUUGUAAAAAAGUUACUUCAGAAGAAGCAAAUAAAGAAUUUGACCAAAGAAAAACAGAAAUGGAAGAAAGUUUAAAAGGUCCAAAGGAAAAUACUAAAUCUGAGAUUGAUGGCGUUGUUCAAGAUAUUGACAAAAACUCUCAAGCAGCCAAAGAAAGUGGGAAAACUUCGGCCAAGAGUUGUAAAGUUACUUCAGAAGAAGCAAAUAAAGAAUUGGAAGAAAGUUUAAAAGGUCCAAAGGAAAAUACUAAAUCUGAGAUUGAUGGCGUUGUUCAAGAUAUCGACAAAAACUCUCAAGCAACCAAAGAAAGUGGGAAAGAAGCUAAAGAUGAAAUUAAUACGUUGGUGAAAUCAUGUGCUGACAAAACUCCUAAAUGAUACAUGAGCUGUUGAAUGGUGAUUUGCAAAAGACGUUCGAAGAAGAGAGAAGUGCGUUAGGAGAUAAAGUUGCUGAGUUGGAAAAUCACUUAUAUAAUAAAAAAAAAUACGAAAACUAAUAGGGGAGGCUUCUAAAGCGGUUCACGUUUUCAAAAGUAACGCACAAAAACAAAUUAAAACUAUAAGCGAUAAUCAUUAAGAAGGGUCUAAAAUAACAAAAGAAAAACAUCAAGAAAGAAAACAAAAUAAAAGUGUUUGGAUAAAUAUA